AUCGUCGGAGAGAAUAGUCACGUCACGGAUCUGCAGCGAUCGAGAGAUGCUGAGGGGACAGUGAGAAGGAGAAAGGGACGAUCGAGGGAAGAGAGAGAAAAAACAUUAAUAGCCUUCUUUUCUUUACGGAUUAACAACCACAAACCCUGCUGCACAUGGAAAGCAUUUCGGCCAUGGGAUUCCAAUUGAUGCCACGGCCCCUCGUGAAAACAAACGUAGAGGAUUUUUUGUAACCACACCCGGCUCCUUUUGGAUCAAGCAAGGAUUGGAAGAAGGAUCAAGGGCUCAGCAGGGUCCAGAUGCCCGGCCCAGUGUGAGGCGGGCCGUUGCAGCACUCGGAGAGGUCCACCGGAGGGAUGAGCGGUGCCGCGGAACAAGCGGACAUUCUCAGCGUGCUCGUCCUGGUCAAGGAGCGAUGGAAAGUGGUGAAGAAGAUUGGGGGCGGAGGCUUCGGGGAGAUCUACGAAGCGCUGGACCUGCUCACCCGGGUCAGUGUGGCCCUGAAGGUGGAGUCGGCCCAGCAGCCCAAGCAGGUCCUGAAGAUGGAGGUGGCCGUGCUCAAGAAGCUGCAGGGUAAGGACCACGUGUGCCGCUUUGUGGGAUGUGGCCGCAACGACCGCUUCAACUACGUGGUGAUGGAGUUGCAGGGUCGCAACCUGGCGGACCUGCGCAGGAGCAUGAGCCGCGGCACGUUCACGGUCAGCACCACGCUGCGUCUGGGCCGCCAGAUCCUGGACGCGGUGGAGAGCAUCCACUCUGUGGGCUUCCUGCACCGGGACAUCAAACCGUCUAACUUCGCCAUGGGCCGGUUCCCCAGCACCUGUCGCACCUGCUACAUGCUGGACUUCGGCCUGGCCCGCCAGUUCACCAACUCCUGUCAGGAGGUCCGGCCUCCUCGGCCCGUGGCAGGCUUCAGGGGGACUGUCCGCUACGCUUCGGUCAACGCACACAAGAACAAGGAAAUGGGUCGCCAUGACGACCUCUGGUCCCUCUUCUACAUGCUGGUGGAGUUCAUGGUCGGCCAGUUGCCAUGGAGAAAGAUCAAAGACAAGGAGCAUGUGGGGAAGCUGAAGGACACCUAUGACCAUCGUUUGAUGCUGAAGCACCUUCCAGCAGAGUUCAGCGUGUUCCUGGAUCACAUCUCCAGUCUCGACUACUUCACCAAGCCGGACUAUCAGCUGCUGAUGUCGGUGUUCGACAGUAGCAUGAAGACGUACAACGUGGUGGAGAACGACCCGUAUGACUGGGAGAGGACAGGCUCGGACGGCACCCUCACCAUCAGCGCCGCGGCCACCACGCCGCAGCACCACACCCGGCUCACUCCGGCUCACAUGGGCAUGGCCAACGCCUCCCUCAUCCCGGGGGACCUCCUGAGGGAGAACACGGAGGAGGUCCUGCAGGACGAGCAGCUGAGCGACGGGGAGAACAACGUUCCCCCGGAGCGCCUCCCGGGGUCGCCGCUCCACCCUCACCGCGUCCAGGAGACGGAUGUCUGGGAGGAGCUGGACCGCAACCGCAACCGCGUCCGAUCAGCUGUCUGGAAGGCUGGCACCGACGACGAGCACAGCAACAACCAGGGGCCCCAGAGCCCGUUCGCGGGGCCCAGCCUGGGCUCCCCUGUCAAGGGCCACUCGGACGUGGCGGCGGCCUCGGACCGCUUCAAGAAGCUCCGCAACAUUCUGAGCUUUGAGAUGGAGCGCAGGAUGACCCUGGAGUCCAAGCCCAGCCCCGAGCGCUUCAUGGGGGCCUGCUCAGGGAAGCAGUUGGAGGACCGGGAGCCAGGACCAGGGCCCGGGGCGGAGGGGGCCCAGGGCCAGGCUGCCAUUGGUGGAGAGCGACCCGAAAGGGUGUGGCACUACGACGAGGAGUUCCUGUCUGGCGCCGGCUCCCCCAAGCCCCCGUCCCCCGGCUCCCCGGAGCAGGGCGACGGCUUCGUGGCCCUCAACCUCAGCUCCGCCCAGCAGGAGGGCGACUCCCGGGGCUCCUGGGUGCUGGUGGAGCGCCCAGGGGCCUCCCCAGGGGCCAAAGCCACCUCAAGCCCCUCGGAGGAGGAGGAGGAGCUGGAGGUGCUCCAGCCUGAGGACCAGGCCUCCCCGGGGGCAGAGAGGGGCGGCACCAGCCCGGGGUGCACCAGAGGCGGGGGCCCCAGGGUGGACAGGCUGGAGCUGAGCGUGGGAGCCGCGGGACACCUGCCCGCCGUCACCCCCACCAGCCCUGCCGAGGCCCUGGCAGAGGGGGUGCUCACACAGUUUCCCACCUCUCCUCUUUCCCUGCCCGAGGAGUUGUUGGUCCGGACGAGCAGCCCCCUGCUCCUGCGCUCCCCCAGCCCUCACACCCUCCUGACCACCCUGUCGGACCCCCUGCACCAGCGCCACCCCCCGGGGAUGAUGCGGAGCCAGUCGGUGGACCAGCACCAGGCGCACCUCCAUCACCCCCCCACCACCACCACCUCCUCCUCCUGCUGCCGCGUCUCCCUCCCGCCCGCUCCUCUCCCCCGCACGCGCUCGCCCGGACACAGGAAGCUGCCCGCCAUCCCGGCGGGCGCUGCCAACGCCAAGUUCCCCUCUGUCAUACGCAUCACACGGGCCCAGCUGCAGCAGUUGACGGCCCAGAAGCCCUCUGGCCUGUCCUCCCAGUCUGUCUCAGACAGCGCCCCACAGUGCCUCCUGCUGGAGAGGCGUGAGACGGAGGCUCCGCCUCCGGACCCCUCCGCCGACCUCCACUCCCCCGAGGAGCGCGGGCCCGCCCCGGACGCCCCCCCGGUGGAGACGCUUGUGGACGGGGACAGCCACGCCAGAGCCCAAAGCCCCGCGCCAGGCAGGGCGUCCUCCCCUGCGUCCCCCCGCUCGGCCCACAGCCCAGUGCUGGUCAACGGCCUCCUCUCCCCCCCCGGCAGCCCCCCGGCGGCCUGCCCCGCGGUGCCGGACCCUGGGGAGGGUGGACCCAGGGAGCCCCAGAAGCAGCACACGCCGAGGGAGGAGGGGGACGCCGGUGUGGGUGGCGACCCCCAUCCCGGUGGCGGGGCCUCCCCCGCCGCGCCCCGCAGGGACCCCGCCCGCAGGCUGAGCCGCAUCCCCGUCCUGGAGCCCGCCAGCCUCCUGGAGGCGCCGCCCCCCGGCUCCGCCAAGGAGAAGCUGCUCCAGAAGAGGGCCAGCCACCAGGGCUCCUCCCCCGCAGCCUCGCCCUCCCUGUCGCUGGACCGCCGGCCCAUCGCCGCCGCCGCCUCCGCGCUCCCCCGGGACCCCCUGUCCUCCGCCUCCGACCGGUCCCAGGACGAGGACUCUCUCCUGGGCUCCGACCGCCAGGGCGACGAGGGCCCCUCCCUCUCCUCCUCCUCCAGCCCCCUGUCCCGCCGGAGCAGGAUCCCCCGGCCCGUGAACCCCACCCCCACCUCUGAGCAGCUGGCCGCCCAGUUCCUGCCCCGACCCCCCCCGGGCAAACCCCCCAGUCGCCCUGCAGUGGAAGGCAGACGUCGUUACCGGAUCCGAGCCAGCAGCAACAGCGACUCGGACCUCCUGUCCUGCCUGGCCCAGCUGAUGCACGGCGGCUCUGCCCGGAGCUCUCCGCUCCACCACGCUCGCUCCGCGGCCCAGCACGGGGGCUCCCGGCUGGGCAUCUGCAGCCUGACCAACUCCCCCCACCACCACCACCACCACCACCGCAGCUCCAGCGCCUCCCCGCGUAGCUCCUCCUCCCUGCAGCGCUCGGUCAGCUCCUCCCCCUCUCGCCACGAGCCCCGGGGCGGGGGCGGGGGCGGGGGCUGCCUGGGACGGAGCCGCUCCCCGCCCAGCUUCUCGGGCUCCCCGCCUCCCCGCCGCACGUACCCCCACCACCAGGAGACGUGCUGCGGCCGGCAGGCUCGCGCCGGGCCCUUCCACCUCCCCAGGGGCAAGGCCUGCAGCCGCGAGGGGAAGUGCUCCGGCAAGCUGAGCAGAUAGUCGCCCUGCAGCCGCCCCCGGCUGCAGAGGACGGUGGGAGGGCGAGAAUACAAUCAGGACUGUCGUCAGGAGGAGGCUCGUUGCCUCUCCCCCCGUCCCCCCCGGAGUUAAGAGAAUCUCCGUCCCUCCCUCUUUGUCCCCCUUCACUGUCCCCCUCUGCCAUUGUUCACACAUCUUCACCCGUUUGCGUUCACGUCUGUCAUACAAACACCGGGCGAUGUUUUAGAGACGUCCGUUUACCUAAAGGAUAGUUUAUAGGAUUAAAGUAGGGGGAAAAAAACGAAAAAGUCAACUAUAUGUUUAGACUUAGAGUCUGUCAUGCCAUGAAGAGCUGUACCCUCCAGGAUCCUGGUUCCUGUUCUGGUUCUGGUUUCUAAGCCUUUUGUCAGCUGGUCCCAAUCUGCAGUCCACACCUGCAGUACCGGACGUAGUUGCGGCCCCCCUGUCUGAAUUCUCCUAUAUAGGCCUACCGCAGAGGUGACAUGACAAGCACUAAUUCCGAAUUUCUGUCCCUAGUUUGUCCUUGGCACAAUCUUGGGGACUGCAGGGACACAAUGUGUGUCCAAAACGUACAGUCGUAUUUGAUGGUGACAUUGACGAUAUUAAAAGUCUAGCUAGUGGGAGCAGCAAAACGCCCGGUCACAGUUCCCUCUCUUUCGCUUCCUUUCGAUUUCUGACUCGUCAACGUCGGGCACUGUGUACUCAAAACUGACCUAAAGCGAUCAAUGAAUCUGAUCAAUCCAAGUGAUCUUUUAUACAAGCGUGUGAAGUGUGUGCACACGCACACAAACACACACAUUCUGGUGCCUCAUGUGUUGGUCUGGGGAAUCUUCGGAUGGCUGCAUGGAGUAAGUUCAGGUCAUGAUUCCUUCGUUCCGUAUGUGAAUGGUACUGAACUUAAUUCUGCUCUUCAAAUACUAGUAGUUAAUACAAGACUCUGAGUUAGUGUUUGGUAAGUUAGUGUAGAUCAUCAACACAAACGCGUUUCUCAUCGUGCCUUGGCACUCUGGAGAGCUUCUGGCUCUUUCUAGUAUGUUUGUGAGAACCACAAAGGGAGCCAAAAAAGACAGUUGUGCCAGCUUUAAGGACAUUAUUCUUCAUGCGGAUGGAGAAUCGUUUCUUCAAAGAGGAGCUGGAAACCGGAAUGUUAUUGACGUUGUCAUGCAUAGUUUGAGAGAAUUUACUCCCAAAAGGAAGGAGUAGAUUUCUCUGCGAUCGUAUUGAUAAUAAAGGGAAUGUUAAGUAUAAAACUAGAUUUUCUGUCGCUAACAAAGAUUCAGAUGAAACUUUGAAUAUCUGAAUUGUAGUCAACAAAACAUUGUGUGUAUAAUGUCAUAUAUUGUGUUUGCCAUAUGAAGAUCAUGGAUUAUAUUCCAAAACGUUUCAUUCUUCCAAUUGAAUCCAAGCAUUUAUAUUGGUCGUGAUACAGGAGAAGAAAAUGUUCGUUUGUUUGUUGAUGACACAUGUUUGUGCACUAUGAGAACCAACCAAGGUUUGUUUUUCGUCACUGACUUCCAUGUUCACUAAUCACCAACUCCUUCGCCCAAACCUUCCCCAACCUCCCUCCCUACCUCUCUCUCCCCCACCCUCCCUCUCUCCCCCACUCUCCCUCUCUCUCUCCCCCACUCCUCCGCUUGUAAGAUACUGUAAAAAUACCUCCCGCUGUUUCCACUACUACUGUUUGCAUGCGCUUCAGAGAAAAGAGAAAAAAACGUAAACCGUCCAACCAAACAGGCAGCAUACUAGUUCCCCACAUGUAUCCCCUAUCCUGAGACGAACGCUGUUUCAAAGGGAUAUUUCUUUUAAUUUUGUGCUGUUUUGUUUGAAUAUAUACUUUGAUUUCCGCUCUAUCUCCUAAUGAGCCCUGCUCCCACCUGACCCUGACCAGGGCUCCUAUUCAGAACUCUACAUGCUCAUUCCUAAAGAGUACCUGUGCACAUGCACUGUCCUGCGAGGUUUUACACGACUGAUUGGCUUGUAUGAAGUGGCACGUGUAGAUAGUUGAUCAUUUAAGCGGGGGCAAAUGAGUAUUUGCAUAAUGAAACCAGUACCCUGAUGGAUUCUCCACUGGUUUGAAUUGUGCUACAAUAAUGGAUUCUCAGUUGCUCGCUAGAAUAAUAGAUUCUCACUUGCUUUUCUAGAAUCCCAGGUUCUUCUAAUCUACAGGUUAGAAUUAGGGGUUCAUCUACUGGAAUUGUGGGUUCUCCCACUGGUGAGAUUAGUUCCACGCUAUGGAAGGGGCAUCUUGAUUGGCAGUGUUUCUAGGGAUGUGUGGGUACCUCCUGGUGGGAGGGACAGAUACCUGCUUUGGUCCUGAGCAGCUACAACUCAUCCUGAGGCAACGUUCAGCCAGUGAGACGCCUUAAUAUCUCCUCUACUCCCCUGCUGCUAGAGCUAGGGGUGGCUUGACUGCGUCGGCGUUGGACCAUUCCACUGUGUAGCUAGCUAGCCAGUCGGCUGUCCUGGGUGUGUGAAGUAUCAGGGGUCAGUGAUGUGGAUUGGGGUCAGAGGUCAUGGGGUAUGGUUGGGUCUCUGACAGGCGUGUUAUUGCCAGUCAAGCCUGCCAGUACUCAUUAUCCAGGGUCUAGUGGACUACCAGGACUGAGCCUGAUUCUGUGUAUGUGGCUCAGCUCGUUGCAGUGUCAAGUGCUGUUUUCAGCACCGCUGCACGAAGUAUGUUCGACUAGACUCUUGGUCUGUACGAAGUCUGUUUGACUAGACUCUUGGUAGGCGUUAUACCUGUGAGGUGGUUUUGAAAUGAGACAAAAAAAUUCGGCGGCGUUUCAUCCUUGAGCGCAAAGUGAAUGUUAUGCUGGUGCGUCAGCAGUUGCUUGCGAAUUCCCAUGAAUCCUUUCAAUCAGUGUUGAGCUCCUUUUUAAACGCUAUGUUCGGUACAGCAAGGCAACUAACUUCGAAACAACGUUGCUGCAAACUUUUAAUAUAUACAUGUAAAAAAUAUUUAUUUAAAAGAUCACCUUCAUAAGUUAAUAACUUAUUUGCUAACGUGCUUCAAUGAAAUGGAGUGAGGUAACAACAGCAUCGCUGCUGGAAAAAGAUAAUCAGUUGCUUCUUUUUCUUUUAUUUCUCGUUGGCGUUGCACCGAGGUAUAGCAAGUAGUAUUAUGUUUAUGAAGAGAUUAUCAUUUGUCACUUAUUGCGUGGCCUGGUGAUUUUAAAGGUGUCAUACCUUGUCUAUCUGUGGUCCGAUCAUGAUCGAUCACGACCGAAGACUUCCUCUGGUUUCAACAGUGGUGUAGUCUGGUAUGAAGUGACGGGCAUAAUGUCAGUUUACCUAGCCCUCCUCCCCGUGAUGUCCCACACCCGUGUUGUCUUUCAAACUAAUUUAUAGUGGGCUUGCGGGAAAUCCUUGUGGUCAAUUCGGCAUAUGCCUGCGGAUAACGUAGACUACACCUCUCGUUUUAAAGCCUAAUGAACAGAAGGAUCACAUUGUUAAGGGGCCAUAUUUUAAUGUGUGCACUCGUCCAACACCCCCCUUGUGUGUUAUAGCGUUCGAAGAUAGUUACUGAAAAAUUACUUAUCUGCUUAAAAUAUAAUUAUUUAUAUGAGUUAUUGUUAAAAUGACCACCACACACUAUUCGUGCCCUUCACCAGUAUGAACUUUGGACAUUUAUUAAUCGUUCACAUUAUAGUGUUGUGUUGCAAUGUAAUUGUUUUGAAAUGUAAAUGUACAGUCACGAGGAAAGAAUGUAACAAGGGGAGGUUUUGCAUUGUACAUAACUGUAAUUAUUUAUGUUUAUUUUUCAUUUGUACCAUAUCAAUGCCUUGUACAGUGUUUUUUCUGUUCGUUUAAAAUUAUUUUGUAUUUUAUUUUUAUAAACUGGUUAUGAAUAAAAUACUCAUUCAGCAUGC
Hypomesus transpacificus is the source of this 7807-nucleotide messenger RNA. It is a transcript of the gene ttbk2a, whose product is annotated as tau tubulin kinase 2a. Gene Ontology annotation, biological process: cilium assembly; peptidyl-serine phosphorylation; signal transduction. Gene Ontology annotation, cellular component: nucleus; ciliary basal body; ciliary transition zone. The record is from RefSeq and is a predicted model, not a curated record. Bases 357 to 3938 code for a protein of 1193 amino acids. Lineage: Eukaryota; Metazoa; Chordata; Actinopteri; Osmeriformes; Osmeridae. Gene Ontology annotation, molecular function: protein serine/threonine kinase activity; ATP binding. The transcript has 16 exons.